CUGAAAAGUUCCAACAGCUGUUUGCGGUCUUGGCAAAUAUAUUUUUAUUUACAAAAAAAUUAAUAUUUUGCUGGGACACACAAAAUAGCCAGACAGCUGUCAAUAAUAUUAGGCCAACAGUGUUUUAAUGACGUCAGUCAUUUAAAGUGCCGGAAAAGCAUAGAAGUCGUGUCAAGCAGCAGCAGUGAAAAAAGCUGCACCCAAAAAAACAUUGGUCAGCAAUGGACGCUCUAAAAGAAGCGUCGUUGGACAAUGACGAAGUCCGUGAGAUUCUGAAAAAUACCACAGAUCUGCGCCAAUACUCGCGUCAAAUCGAAAAAGAGUUCAAGGAUGUGGAGAACAAGUCUAUUGAAGAUUACAUAGCCGAGUCCCAGAACAUUGCCAAUCUACACAAUCAGAUCAAUGACUGCGAUGAUGUCUUGGAGCGGAUGGAGAACAUGUUAAUGAGUUUUCAGAGUGUGCUCAACAACAUUAGCACUGAGAUAACACAACUGCAACGCAAAUCGGUGUCCAUGUCAUUGCAAUUGACGAAUCGACAGUCCGUUAAAGCACAACUCUCGCAAUUCAUUGAGGACAUGGCUGUCUCUGAGGAGAUGAUCAACAUCAUUAUGGAUACAGCGGUAACAGAGCGUGAAUUUAGCACUCAACUGAAUGUGCUAAAUCACAAGCUGUCGCUGGUAAAGGAGCUCAGCUUUAAGGAGUCCAAAUCAACUAAUGACGUCAGCGAUGUGCUGCAUAAAUUGCGUUUGAAAGCCAUGUCCAAGAUACGCAGCUACCUCUUGGAACAGAUCUACAAGUUUCGCAAGCCAAUGACAAACUAUCAGAUACCACAGAAUGCCAUGUUAAAGCACAAGUUCUUUUUCGAAUUCAUACUGUCCAAUGAGCGGCAUGUUGCUCAGGAAAUCUGCAGCGAAUACAUCGAUACAAUGGGCAAGAUCUACUACAGUUAUUUUAAGAGCUACUCAACACGCCUGACUAGUCUCAAGUUUGAAGAAUCUUGCACCAAGGAUGAUUUGAUGGGCAUCGAGGACAAUGCCUCGAAAGGUCUGUUUGCCAAGACGACAAGUCUCAAGCACAAGAGCACUAUCUUUACCAUUGGCAAACGUGGUGAUAUUCUCAACCAGCAGCUGGAGGCGCCCAUAAUAGUGCCCCAUGCGCAGCUCAAGAAUCGCUAUACAGUUGAGGCCCUAUUUCGGUCGGAGCAAUAUGCGCUUGUGGACAACGCUUGUCGAGAGUAUCUCUUUGUCACCGAAUUCUUUAUGGUGCGCAGCACCCAAGCACAGGAUUUGUUCAAUCAAAUCAUGGGCAAAACAUUGACUCUGAUGAUUAAAAAUCUGGAGACUUCCAUUCACGAUUGUUACGAUACCAUAGCCAUGUUUCUGUGCAUCCAUUUGAUCUUUCGCUAUCAGCUCAUGUGCCACAAGCGUUGUGUGCCCGCAUUGGAUAAAUAUUGGGACUCUUUGCAAGCGGUUAUUUGGCCACGUUUGGAGCACGUCUUUCGUCUUAAUAUACAAAGCAUACACGACUGCGAUCCCACCAAGUUCAACAAGGAAAUGGGUCCGCAUUAUAUAACACGUCGUUAUGCCGAGUUUAGCGCUGCCAUUGUGGGCAUCUCAGAGCACUUUCCCAACGAGCUUGUCAGCCGGCUGCUACUGGAGCUACAAAACGAAGUGGAGUGCUUUAUACUGCGUAUGGCAGCCAUAUUUGCGACACGCAAAGAUCAGCUCAUCUAUCUCAUUAAUAACUAUGAUCUCGUGCUGGGCGUGCUCAUGGAGCAUACGCGUGACAACUCCAAAGAGGCCGAGGCUUUCCGUGAGCAGUUGAACGCACGCAGCGCCGAAUAUGUCGAGGAGAUACUCGCUCCACACUUUGGUGGCAUCAUACAGUUUGUCAAGGAAUGUGAACAGUAUUUUGAGAAGGAUCAACCGGAGGAGUUGCGUAAACAGGAGCGUCGCAGUCUUGGGCUGGUGGCCAGCUUCUCGGCGAAUUGGAAGAAAUCGUUGGAGGAGCUUAAUCGUGAAGUGCUCUUAUCCUUUCCAUCGCUGUUGACGGGUUCGCAGCUGUUGCAAUUGGCGUUGGCCAGUUUGGUGCAAUAUUAUCAUCGUUUCCACAAGUUGCUAACGCCUAAUGCGCGAGCACAGUUGACGAAUAUCCAUGUGGUUAUGGUCGAAAUUAAAAAGUACAAGAGUAACUAUUAA
This is a messenger RNA of Drosophila albomicans, 2198 nucleotides long. RefSeq names its product vacuolar protein sorting-associated protein 52 homolog (gene Vps52). The transcript is spliced from 6 exons. The record is from RefSeq and is a predicted model, not a curated record. Gene Ontology annotation, molecular function: syntaxin binding. Gene Ontology annotation, cellular component: GARP complex. Lineage: Eukaryota; Metazoa; Arthropoda; Insecta; Diptera; Drosophilidae. The coding region runs from base 222 to 2198 and encodes 658 amino acids. Gene Ontology annotation, biological process: endocytic recycling; lysosomal transport; retrograde transport, endosome to Golgi.